Molecule: messenger RNA, 3221 nt
Organism: Macroventuria anomochaeta
Lineage: Eukaryota; Fungi; Ascomycota; Dothideomycetes; Pleosporales; Didymellaceae
Exons: 4
Coding region: 307-3189 (960 amino acids)
Biological process (GO): nucleoside metabolic process
Molecular function (GO): catalytic activity; protein binding
Source: RefSeq, a predicted model, not a curated record
GCUGUUUUGGCCCCCAAUCACCCAACCCAGCGAUAGGCGCGCGCUGGCAAGGCUGUGUGGGAAUGGAAGACAAGCCUUACCGGCUGCGCUGCGCCCACAGCUCAACCGCCUGCUCCUACCAUCCCUCACGCUCACAGACACUCGCGCCUCAUGCGAUCACGCCCUGCUGCUCCUAGACCUCCAUGUGCUCAGGCGCGACGAACGCUGCCUCCUCCGUCCGGUUCAGCCAAGCGCGCACGCUUGUUCGUCUAGCGCGCCCGUUGACCUGUCUACCACGGCCAUUGCCCGCGCGCCAACGCGCUACCCAUGGCUCAGCGCCGGCUCGACGCUGCAGCGUACACGGUGGGAUGGAUAUGCGCGCUGCCCGUCGAGCUGGCGGCGGCGCAGGUGAUGCUCGACGAGGAGCAUCUGCCUCACGUCGGCGUCAGCUCAACCCAGUACACGCUGGGCCGCAUAGGUAGUCACAACGUCGUCCUGGCAUGCCUGCCGGCCGGCCAGAUGGGCAUCGGCGCUGCUGCGUUCAGCGCAGGGCAAGCCAUGUCCAACUUCCCGUCAAUCCGCUUCGGGCUUAUGGUGGGCGUCGGCGGCGGAGCCCCGAGCGCGGAGGCAGAUGUGCGACUGGGAGAUGUCGCGGUCAGCCAGCCGGUCCGACAGCACGGCGGAGUGGUGCAGUACGACUUUGGCAAAACGGGACCGGGCGGACGCAUGACGCAUACCGGAUCGCUGAACGCGCCGCCCAAGGUUCUGCUCCACGCUGUCACUCAGCUAAGGGCAUACCGCUACCAGGACAGCCAGGACAGAGGUUCUCUUGUAAUGCAUCUGUCGGCCUUUGAUCAACACCCAUACUUCAGCCGCGAGAAAGCUGGGCCUGACGUUCUGUUCAAGGCGACCUACCAUCACAACGGCGGAGCGACAUUGAGCAUCCACUAUGGCACGAUAGCCUCUGGCAACCAGGUGAUUAAGGACGGAGCCACGCGAGACCGGCUAAGCGAAGAACUGGGCGGGGUGCUGUGCUUCGAGAUGGAAGCGGCAGGCCUGAUGAACGACUUCCCAUGCCUGGUAGUGCGAGGCAUAUGCGACUACGCCGACUCGCACAAGAACAAAGCGUGGCAGCCGUAUGCGGCAGCAACGGCAGCAGCGUGUGCGAAAGCGAUCUUAUCACUCGUUUCCGCGGCAGAGGUGGUGAAGACUGUAGCAGUGGGCAAAGCUUACGAGUACCGCGUCCCCUUCAACCUCAAGGACGUGCCUGCGGGGAAGUUUGCAGAGCGGCCGAGAGACACGGAAGCGCUAGAGCGAGCGCUUCUGCCGCAAGAGAAGGUGAAGAAAAGGCGGUUGCUGGCAGCCUACGGACUGGGCGGCGUGGGCAAGACACAGCUGGCGGCCAACUUUGCGCGGCGACACCAGAACAGCUUCUCGUCGGUGUUGUGGCUAGAUGGGAGCAGCGGGAGCAGCCUCAAGCAGAGCUUUGCGGCGUUUGCGAGCCGCAUCCCAGCUGGACAGAUCCCCGAGGCCAGUAGGCUGUAUGCCGCUAAUCGGGGAGGCGACAUCGAUGCGGUGUUGAGGGACGUGCUAGGCUGGCUGAGCAUAGCGGACAACAGCGGCUGGCUGCUGGUGGUCGACAACGUCGACCGAGACGACCGACGGUGCGAAGAAGACGCGGAGGCAUACAACGUAGAAGAGUACCUGCCGGAAGCUGACCAUGGAUCGGUGCUGAUCACGACCCGUCUUCGGCAUUUGGGCCAGCUUGGAGAGCAGUGGGAGGUGAAAAAGGUGGACAAGAAGCAGGCGCAGGCUAUCUUCAAGACGUGGUACGGGAAAGGCGUGGAUCAGGAGGGCGACGAACUGCUGGGACUGCUUGAUGGGCUGCCGUUGGCCUUGGCGCAGGCUGCUGCGUACAUGAAUGAGACAGGCACAGGCUUUGACACCUAUACUCGACUGUACAGAGAGCAAUGGCGAGAGCUGAUGGAGCCAUACGACGGCAGACAGAUACCGCUGCGGAGCUACGCGAACGGCAGCGUCGCGACAACCUGGACGAUAUCGUACACGGCUGUCCGGAGAAAGAAUGAGGCGGCAGCGAACCUGCUGCUUCUGUGGGCGCAUCUGGACAACAGUAGCUUGUGGCAUGGACUGCUCGCCGCUGCGUCGCACAAGUCGGCUGUGGUUGCAGAGCAAACAGCGGCAUGGCUUGGAGAGAUGGCGCGCAGCGAGGUGGAAUUCACUAAGGCCAUUGGCACGCUCCGGAGCUACUCUCUGGUGGAGGAGGCGGGGGACCAGACAGGCCAUUCUACGCACCCGGUGGUGCACCAGUGGGCGCUGCACGUGCAAGACGACAAGCAACGGACCGUGCUGUCGCGGCUGGCAGUUGUGCUUGUUGGGCUCGCGGUGCCAAUGAAUGACGAGAAAAAGUACUGGGAGACGCAAGCGCGACUUCUUCUGCAUGCAGAGCGGUGCGAGAAGAACGUAGUGAGAAAGGACAUAACGGACCAGGGAGCCGAGGAUGGAGCUAGCGAACAGAAAGAGGGUGAGCACAUAUUGCUGUGGGCAGUCUGCAACCUAGGUGAUCUUUACAUCGACCAGGGAAAGCUGGACAAGGCAGAGAACAUGUACACGCAGGCGCUAGAAGGAAGGUGGAAGGCUCUGGGAGCAGAGCACACGUCGACGCUUGACUCUGUUCACUGCCUUGCUAUUCUCUACAGGGAUCAGGGAAAGCUCGACAAGGCAGAGAACAUGUACAUGCAAGCGCUGCAAGGCUACAAGAAGGCGCUAGGGGAAGAUCACACGUCGAUACUUGGUACAGUCAACAACCUGGGCGACCUCUACAGAGAACAGGUAUACGAAAAGGCAGUUGUACCGGAAAGGAUCUCUACUUAUGUCCCAGCUCUCAACACAAUGUGGGCCCUUGGCUCGCUAUCUAACUGCUUAGGCCGUGUGGACGAGGCCAGAGCGUGGUACUCAAAAGCGCUCUGUGGCUACGAGAAGAUGUUUGGGGAAAGUCAUCCCAAGUGUCAGCCAUUGCGCGACAAUCUUCUCGCUCUGGAUGACACAGAGCAGGGCGGCAACGUCCCAUGCGGGACAGCAGUGCAGGAGCGAGUGUAUAGCGAAGGCUUUAUGGACCCCCGUCACUCACAGCCUGCACCGGCUUCAAGACGGCAUAGAGUGCUAAAGAAGCUGGGCUGGAAGCGGACAUGAAGCAGGCUGGCUGCAGGAUUCGCAAGUACUCA